GUUGUGGUAUGUGUAUUACUACAAGGACUUUGCUGUAGAAUGUGUAUUACUAAAAUGGCUAUGUUGUGGUAUUACUACAAUGGUUAUGCUGUAGAAUGUGUAUUACUACAAUGACUAUGCUGGUGUGUAUAUUACAACAAUGACUAUGUUGGCGAAUGUGUAUUACAACAAUGACUAUGCUGUGGUAUGUGUAUUACUACAAGGACUUUGCUGUAGAAUGUGUAUUACUACAAUGGCUAUGUUGUGGUAUGUGUAUUACUACAGUGGCUAUGUUGCGGUAUGUGUAUUACUACAAUGACUAUACUGGUAUGUAUAUUACAACAAUGACUAUGUUGGCGAAUGUGUAUUACUACAAUGACUAUGCUGUGGUAUGUGUUUUACUACAAUGGCUAUGCUGUGGUAUGUGUAUUACUACAAUGACUAUGCUGAGGUAUGUGUAUUACUACAAGGACUUUGCUGUAUAAUGUGUAUUACUACAAUGGCUAUGUUGUGGUAUGUGUAUUACUACAGUGGCUAUGUUGUGGUAUGUGCAUUAUGAUUGUGACAAUGCUGCAUUCAGUAUUCUACAAUAAAUAUGCAUUACUAUGAAGACUAUCUUGGUGCUUUUGUGUAUAACUGUAAUGACAAUGCUGCUAUUCUUGUAUCACAACAACAACCCUGCAGUUUGUUAGUAUUAAAUUAAAAUGACGAUUCUGCUGCAGUAUAUCAUGUGUAACAACAUCAGGGGACUUGCUGAAUAUAACUUUAAAUAUCAAAUGCAAAGAUAGUUAUCAUUUCUAGGAAAAUAUUUAAUCAAUUCGUCAAAUAUUUUAAAUUAUUCUUUGAUAUUUAUAAAAUCCCAACUAGAAUAAAUGUGACCAAUUUAAAGGAGAGCUUUGCCCAAAUAUAUUUUAUGAUGUUAUACCCUAUACACGCUACUUGGUUGUGUUUCGGGUCUUCGAUAGUGAUUAUAUAAAAAGUUGUAAUGUCCAACUUUGAUUCAAAAUGUUCACUCAGACAGCUUCCCUCAGGGUUGCAGGAAUGGG
Molecule: messenger RNA, 1025 nt
Organism: Owenia fusiformis
Lineage: Eukaryota; Metazoa; Annelida; Polychaeta; Sabellida; Oweniidae
Source: the annotation of a GenBank genome assembly